UCUAAGCCCAAUCAACCAAUACCUCCAAAUAAACUAACAAUGGAGUGGAAGAAUUAUUAUUUGGAUGUUAUAUUGAUUCCUCUUGGUCUUCUCUUAAACUUCACUUAUCAUGCUUGGUUAUGGUACAAGGUUAAGACUCAGCCACUCGCCACCAUCAUCGGAGUUAAUGCUGCCCUCCGCCGCCCGUGGAUCGCUGCCAUGCUCGGGGACAUAGACAAGAAGAGCAUCAUCGCAAUUCAAACAUUUAGAAACAUGAUCAUGGGUUCAAGCCUCAUGGCGACCACCUCAAUCCUCCUCUGCGCGGGGCUCGCCGCCGUCCUCAGCAGCUCAUACAGCAUCAAAAAGCCACUAACUGACACCGUCUACGGCGCGCACGGGGAGUUCACAUUGGUUCUAAAGUUCGUAACAAUCCUAACCAUCUUCAUCUUCUCCUUCUUCUGCCAUUCCUUGUCCAUCAAGUUCAUGAACCAAGCCAGCCUUCUGAUCAGCGCCCCAUUGCAGCCCUUGUCCGUGCUAACAGAGCACCAUUUGGUGGACCUUUUGGACAAAGGCUGUGUUUUGAACACCGUUGGGAAUAGACUCUUUUAUUCGGCUCUGCCUUUGUUGCUUUGGACUUGUGGGCCGUUGCUUGUUUUCUUGAGCUCUGUAGUGAUGGUUCCUGUCCUUUAUAAUCUUGACUUUGUUUCUAAAAGACCAAGUGAUGGAAAAACGGAUCGUGAUGUCGUUUAAAUUCGUGGUCUUAAUAAGUAAAGAUUACAUCUUUAUUACCACGAGAGGUAAAAUAAUGUAUACUUUACGAACUAAAUUCAAUAAUAUUGUUGAAAAAUUUGAAUAGAUUAGGGUUGUGGGUCGACAUGACAUGACUCG
Molecule: messenger RNA, 867 nt
Organism: Cucurbita maxima (winter squash)
Lineage: Eukaryota; Viridiplantae; Streptophyta; Magnoliopsida; Cucurbitales; Cucurbitaceae
Exons: 2
Coding region: 40-729 (229 amino acids)
Source: RefSeq, a predicted model, not a curated record